Geosmithia morbida is the source of this 1728-nucleotide messenger RNA. RefSeq names its product Xanthine/uracil permease. Gene Ontology annotation, cellular component: fungal-type vacuole; membrane. Lineage: Eukaryota; Fungi; Ascomycota; Sordariomycetes; Hypocreales; Bionectriaceae. The record is from RefSeq and is a predicted model, not a curated record. Gene Ontology annotation, biological process: xanthine transport; transmembrane transport. The transcript has 4 exons. Bases 1 to 1728 code for a protein of 575 amino acids. Gene Ontology annotation, molecular function: xanthine transmembrane transporter activity.
AUGGACGAGAGCCGAGAAAAGGCACCCAUAGGGGCACAGCAGGCACCGUCCUCCGAAGACGUGUCUCCCAUCCGUGAAACCCAAUGGCAGUAUCUCCUCCGCUACUUCACCACCCGUCAAGGUUGGAUCGGAGACUAUAACGUGCGCCUCGGAAAAAAGGACUACAGGUAUCUCGUCACGCCAAACAUAUGGCCCCUCAACAAGCGCUACGCCGGCUACCAAGCCCCCUUCUACGGUCUGAAUGACGAGGUGCCCAUCCUCCUUACCAUCAUUCUAGGUCUGCAGCACGCCUUGACCAUGAUCGGAUCCGUUGUAUCCCCCCCGCUGGCCAUCGCCGGCGGCGCAUUCUACCUCAACACCAAGCAAACCGAGUACCUCGUCUCGGCGGCCUUCAUAACGACGGGCAUCGCGACAGCACUGCAGGUGACCAGGAUCCACCUGGCCAAGACGCCGUUCUACGUCGGCACGGGGCUCCUAUCCGUCGUGGGACCGACGUUUGACAUCAUCGCCGUGGCGCUGAGCUACGCGGACAUGCGGUACGGCAACGGCACCUGCCCUACGGCGGCGGACGGGUCGAGGCUGGCCUGCCCGGAUGCGUGGGGAGCCAUGCUGGGGACCAUGCUGUGUACGGUGUGGAUACAGAUCCUGUUGUCGUUUGUGCCCCCGCGCGUGCUGAACCGCGUGUUCCCCAAGAUGGUCACAGGGAGUCUGCUCCUGCUCGUCGGCGUGUACCUCAUCUCCAGUGGGAUGAACAACUGGGGGGGCAGCUCCAACUGCAACGGCGGUGAGGGGUACUACGCCUUGUGUCCCAGUGUUGACGCCCCGAAGCCUCUGCCCUGGGGCCACCCGAAACUCAUAGGCCUCGGGUUCAGCGUGUUCGUGACCAUCAUCAUAGUCGACAUCCUCGGGUCCCCGCUCAUGCGCUCCGCCUCGGUCGUCUUCGGUCUGGCCGUGGGUUGCGCCAUCUCCGGUGCCACGGGGUACUGGUCCCGCGAUGACAUCGACGCCGCCCCCGUGGCCACGUUCCUCUGGGUGGAGACGUUCAGCCUGUCGGUCGACGGAGCGCUGGUCCUGCCGCUGCUCAUCAUGUUCGUGUGCCAGGCCGUCAGCUGCAUGCCGGAUAUCCUGGCCACGGCGGAGCUUUCCGGCGUGGAAAUUGACGGGGUGGACUUCAACUCGCGCAUCCAGGGAGGCAUACUGUGCGACGGGUUGGGAAGUCUAGUCAGCGCGUUGGGCACCGGCCUUCCCAUGGUCAGCCAAGCUGGUAACAAUGGCGUUAUUUCGCUGACUGGCUGUGCGAGCCGGAGGGCGGGUUGGUGCGCUGCCGCAUUCCUCGUUCUCAUGGGUAUAUUCGGCAAAUUCGGCGCCGUCUUUGGAUCCAUGCCACCCUCUGUGCUGGGUGGCAUGCAGGUCUUCCUGUUCAGCACCAUUGUCGUGGCGGGCAUCCGCGUGCUCAGCUUUGUCGAGUUUACGAGGCGCAAUCGGUUCAUACUCACCGUCGCGCUUGGCGUCGGCUUCAUGGACAUUGUGUCGCCCAGCUGGUUCAGCCAGAUCCUCGCGUACCAAGGUUCCAAUGUGAAUCUUGCCGGUUUCGAGCAGGGUAUCAAUCUGGUGGUCGAGACGCCGUUUAUCAUUGCUGCUGUCAUAGGGGUGGUGCUCAACUUGGUGAUUCCCGGGAGGCAUGAGAAGGGUUCGAGUGCCAGCUCUCAGGUGGCUCUUCCAUUGUAA